Molecule: messenger RNA, 1439 nt
Organism: Portunus trituberculatus (swimming crab)
Lineage: Eukaryota; Metazoa; Arthropoda; Malacostraca; Decapoda; Portunidae
Product: basement membrane-specific heparan sulfate proteoglycan core protein-like
Exons: 8
Coding region: 482-1333 (283 amino acids)
Biological process (GO): synapse organization
Cellular component (GO): neuron projection membrane
Source: RefSeq, a predicted model, not a curated record
CUUCAGAGAGAGUAGACGUGUGUUGCUCUCGCCUCUCGCCUUGUUCCCCUGCAGCUUGUCACACUAACCGUAGUCGUCUUCUUCUUUUCUUACUGCUGCACUGAAAGGGGAGAUGUAGUGUAGUUACUCGAAAAAGACAAGCUUUCUAAGUGAUUAUAAGAAAGUAACUCGUGAAACUUCCCAACGCUCAUCACAACAAUUUAAUAUUUCUCUCCGGUGUGAUGUGAUGUACUUCAAAUUUUGUGGAGAAUGACGAAAAAAUGAAGCGGCAGUUAUAUAAUCGAGAGAAGUAAAUAACUAGACAUUCCUGAAGAAAUGUCACAUGCAAUAAUUACUGAAUAAAAGAAAGGAAGAACAGAAGUGAAGUAAAGUAUUGUAGAUGCUGUAAUUUAUAUGCUCAUUUUUGUGCCACCAAGGUACCAAUCAGUACUGUACCAGCUGACGAGAAAGUAACUGACAAGUGUUCCCUUCAUCUGACGACAUGUACAGGUUACUGCUUGCAUUAACCAUGGGUCUGGCGACGCCGGGGUGGUGUUCGUGGCCUUCUGGACCUUCCUUCGUGGUGUCUCCCGGUAAUGUGACGGUGAGCGAAGGGUCUCAUGCCUUCCUCCCCUGCAGAGUGGCCAACCUCGGCGACAAAUCCGUGACUUGGAUGAGGCGCCGUAACCUGCACAUCAUCUCCGCAGGCCUGCUCACUUACUCGCCAGACGACCGCUACAGGGUGCUGCACCCCGCCAGCACGGACGAGUGGACCCUGCACAUCAGACAUGCCCAACCCGGGGACGGAGGAUGGUACGAGUGUCAGGUGAACUCAGACCCCAAGAUUACCACGCCGGUCCUACUCACCGUCAGAGAUAAGAUUCUUGAGGAUCCUUUCUAUCUCCACGAUCUUACUGCAGACGAGAAUAACACGAUGGUACGCAUUGAGGGGACAGACGAGCGCUACAUCCAGAAGGGAAGCAUCCUAGCCAUCACCUGCACAGUGGACCACAAGGAACGGGCGGGACCGAGUCAGGUGGCGUGGUACCAGGGCGCUGCGAGACUACACUACGACUCUCCCAGGGGUGGCAUUGCACUGCAGACGGAGAAGUCGCCGAGCAGAACAGUGAGCAGACUCAAGCUCUCGGCGGUAACCCCGACAGAUUCUGGCCGCUACAGUUGUCGGCCUGAUACUGGAGGCUUUGCUUCGAUUAUUUUACAUAUCCAGGCAGACCAACCCCGCGCCGCCGUACAGCAGAGUGGCCAUAACGCCUCCCUCUCGCCAUCCUCGUCUCUCCGUCUUGCCCUCCUGCUGCGCGUCCUGGCCUACCUCCUCGUGCACACACAUCGAUGACUGCGGAGGACACUUUUACAACUUCCACCAACUAAUGUGAUGCUCUCGUACUUUUUUUUUCAACCACAGAUACUAUUUUUGUCGAGAGAGAGAGAGAGAGAGAGAG